UGCAUGCAAAGAAACACAAUUAGUAAAUUGUAAAUUUGAUGGCAUUUACAGGAAGUUUGCGUGUCGAUUACAUACAGAAUACUAUAAAAAGAUGCAGUCAAGAGAUAAAAUUAAUAACUUCUACCUGCAAGAAAUACUUACAGAUGUUGUUACGAAGAAACUUGCUGAUUUAUUUAUCAAAGAGUGGAACAUUAACUACAAAAAAUCCCACGGAGAAUGGAAAAAUACAAACGUUAGUGGUCAGAAGUUGUUCAAUAUUGAAAAAACAAAAAAGAAACCACAUGACAAACAUAUUCUGUCAAAAUUUCAAGAGGGUGACACAAGUAAGUGGGAUUGUACAACACUAUUUGCAGCAAUAUUGUUUUCCAACUCAAUUGGAACAAAAAUUGACCCAAAAGUUAGAUCUGCCGUUAAUGUACUUCGUAUUGUAAGAAACAAAUUUACCCAUGAUAAUCCAGGAAGAGUAUCUAAUACCGAAUUUGACAAAAUGCUUUGUGAUAUUGAAAAGUCAUUUAAAGAUCUACGAUUUUCAUUCAAUGAAAUUAAUGAAAAAAAAUGUCAACGAAACAAAUUUAAUUCUUUUCAAUUACUUCCUUGCAAACCAAAUCACGAUGUCGUUAAACGUACAGAGUUACUUAAUCAAAUCACAGCAGAUCUCAAUAACUUGCGCAGUACUAACAAUAAUGAACUAACAUAUUAUUAUAUUUCUGGUAAUCCUGGCAGUGGUAAAUCUGAAUUAGCCAGACAAGUUUGUGAAGAAAUGUUUAAGUCGGUUGAGUGGGAAAAUAAAACAACAUUUGUGAUGACACUCUAUGGAAAUGAUGCAGAAUCCCUUUUAAAAACUUAUGCUGAACUUUGUCAACACUUUAGCAAUGAUAAAACUGUCAUUGAAAAUAUUCUGAAAGAAGCAAAAAGCAGCGAAGACAAAAUUAAAGAUUUUCAAUUAUUGCUGACACAACAAGUGAAAUCUUGGCAAACAUGGUGGAUUGUUGUAGAUAACGUGGUUGAACUUCAUAAAAUUUAUCCAUUUUUACCUCAAGUUGGUGAUCAUAGCUGGAAAAAUGGUCAAAUUAUUGUAACUGUCCAAAAUACAGAUGCUAUACCACCAGAUGGAAAUCUAAAUAAACACAUUUCAGUUAGUCAUGGUAUGAACGAUGAAGAAUGUCGAGGACUUCUAUCUGUCUUUUCUGAUAUUCAUAAUAAAGAUGAAAAAUAUUUAAAGGAUUUAUCAGACAAAUUAGAUCGUCAACCGUUGUUCCUGGCAAAUGCUGCUUCCUACGUAGGUAGAGUAAAAAGUGUAAAUCCGACAUUCACGUGGGAGCAAUAUUUUGAUAAGUUGAAUGAAGGAGAGCGACAAAACAUGGAUGGCUAUUUUCAAAAGAUAAAUACAUCUUAUUUAGGAAUGAAAACUGUAUGUCUUCUUUAUACGAAAGCUGAUUAG
Messenger RNA from Xenia sp. Carnegie-2017, 1441 nucleotides. RefSeq lists its product as uncharacterized. Bases 92 to 1441 code for a protein of 449 amino acids. NCBI's taxonomy places the organism in Eukaryota, Metazoa, Cnidaria, Anthozoa, Malacalcyonacea, Xeniidae. The record is from RefSeq and is a predicted model, not a curated record. The transcript has 3 exons.